CUAGAUUACCCAUCAGCAGAUUCAUUGCGAUGUUUAGAUUAGACACUAGUGCAGGUUCAGCAUUGUGACAAUUUCCAUUGUUUUACGAGUUGUUACUAGUGUAUGGAUGCUUUGCUUAGAGAUACCGAAUUCACUUACAAGAAACUGGACUUACAUUUUCAUCUGUUGGAGUGUCUUGAUUGAUGUGUGACUUCUUGAAUACUCUUUUGUGAAUGUACUUUGAUACAAACAUAUUUCAGACUAGAUGUUGAUCUGCUUGAUUGUGAGUAAAGAGUGAAAUCACCUUUUAAUUUGAACUUGACUGAUUGACAAAGUUGUGAUGAUGUGUACAUCUAGGGUUGUAUCGACGAGUGUGCUGUGGGGUCUGCUACUGUGUCUGGCAGCAGUAGGUGCCCAGCCGAGGAUUGAGAUCGCUCCUCAAACGACCACCGUCGUCGCGGGACGCACCGCUAUCCUGUACUGCAAAGUCGUCAACAAGGGAAUGUACACGGUCACCUGGAUCAAAAAUAACAAAAUAAUCAGUAACGAUGGGUCCAUUAUAUCCACAGCAGUUCCCUCUACUAGAUACUCCAUAGUCGGUGACCCCAUCCAAGGCAACUACGACUUGAUGAUAACUGAGGUUUUUACUACGGAAAACAACGUCCCGUUCCGUUGCAAGCUCCGUGCGCCACCGUCGGGGGGUGAGGACAUUGUUUCAGAAUCGGCGUAUCUGAUCGUUCAGCAUCCACCAGGGGAAGGUUGCCCUCAAUGUUCCCCUGAUAACCGUAGCACCACGGGGUUACAAGUCGGUCAGCAAGUGAACUUCAGCUGCUCCACGGAGAGGGGAGAGCCGGCAGCGCGUCUGAACUGGACUCUCGACGAAACGGAGGUCCCAGCACAACUGACCGAGUCACCUGGGUAUAUUAAACUGAACUUCGCCAUCAAUGUCGAUGUGGAGGACGACGGGAAGAGUUUCAUCUGCACCCUGACGCACGAACUUAUGCCAGAACUGAGGGCUUGCGAGGUAGGACCUUUUGAUGUGGUCUACCCGCCCGUAGAGACGACCAUCUCAGCCACGCCGCUUGUUCCCAAGGAGGGCGGGACUCUUGUCCUGGUCUGCGGUGCGACGGCUAACCCAAUCUCGGAUAUUUAUACCUGGUACAUCACCCCGCCAAGCCCAGAGAUUGGAGACAGCCAAGCAAGCAGAGAGGAUAGACCCGGAGCUACCGGAAGUUUAUGGGUCCUGAGAGAUGUGGCUUACGAGGAUGAAGGCACUGUGGUUGUCUGUGAGGCAAGGAACGGUCUAGGAGCACUCAAUGCCUCCUUCACCAUUGAUGUCUUCAAGCAAACCACGCCUCCCCCGCGCCCAACACCACCCCUUGUGGUCCCAACCAAAGCCCCGCCUCCAGCCACUCCUGAGCCUAAAUCUGGUGACUCCCUGAUCACAGCUCCUUACGUCAUCAUUCUCAUACUGAUAGCUGCGGCCUUGCUACUACUGACCAUCGCUUUGGUCAUCUUUGUCGUUAAGAGGAAGAAGCGACCGACCCAAGCCGUCAUCACAGUGACUGAUCUAGACAACAUCCACGCUGACGUGCAUUCCUUGGCUUCCUUCGGUGGCAUCUCCCGGACAGGCACGCCUUAUCUCGACCGUGUCGACUAUGAACUCAAUCGUAGUCGCUCCCACAGCAGGGACAUGUUCGACAGCGUCAGCUUGGACUCAGCCUCCAUUAACAGGUCGCACUCUCGAGACUCCCCUACCCACAGGAAGUACAGUGUCGACUCCCUAGGCAAACCCCUCCGUCAUGAUCAUGGCCACCAUGAGUACCGCAGCCCCAGCAAUGGGUCUCCUACCCACCGUCCCGCCAAGCGCCUUGACUCAUCCCCCAUCAAGGAGCGCAAGCCAAGCGACUCAGCUCACAGUCAAGCCGGUCGCCCCUUGCCCAAGAUCGCGGAGCCGAUACAGCAGAACGAGUACGCCGAGCUAACACCGAUCUCAGCCCGUAAGCGGUAUAACGAAUCGUUGACGUUCUCAUCAAACCCUUGAAUGACUCCUACCCACCCCUCCAUUCUUCUAAUAACUGCAUCUGUGGUCGCAAGAUGUCCCACGUCGAGGUCUGAUGCUGGUAUCAAUUAGUCUGGUGUCGAAGAGUCGAGUGCGGUAUGAUCAAAACUUUACUCGUUAAGUUCCCUGAUCGUAAGGUCCAAGAAGACCAGAACAAAACCAUUGGUUGCUGACAAAAAUACGUGAAGGACCAGUCCCUUACUCGUGGUCAGUUUGUGCAUCUGAAGGACUUUUGGUCACUUUCUGCCACUCAAGACUAUUUUGCAUAUAGUUUUGUGAUGUGAAUACUAUGAAUUUCCACCUGGCUGUGGUAAUGAGUAACAAAAUGGUGCACAUGUAUGAAAAACAAAAUUGCAAAAACAGCUGCAAAAUUGCGAAUCAGUAACCAAUAUCAUGGUCAAAGUGGACUCAGCAUCCGGGAGCUGAGGUCAAAGGUAAUGGUGAAAAUGUCAAAGGUCAAAGGCAAAAGGGCUUGAACAAAAACGUAAAAGGCUUUUGGUUCGGUAGGUAAAAAUCCUUGUAGCACUGUAACGUUGGGAAGAACUUUAGCCGUGACUUUCUUUUCUUUUGACAAAAAAAUCUCUAUCAAACCAAAUUGCUCAUCUGGAAGGAAUCAGUCAAACGUGAAUGUCGUGGUGUAAAGAUAAAUUGGUGACGAUAAGAUUGCAAAACAAUCGAGUAGCCAAUGUAUGUCUGAGCAGACGGAGAACAGCAUUUUUACAAAAUAAUGUAAUGAACUGAAAAUAUACUAAAAAGAGUAAAAGCGGACGAAAAGUUGUAUUUUUUGUUUGCGUUUUCCGAAAAUUGACAGUCUGCUGCAGAGAAAGU
Patiria miniata (bat star) is the source of this 2869-nucleotide messenger RNA. Its product is annotated as cell adhesion molecule 3-like. NCBI's taxonomy places the organism in Eukaryota, Metazoa, Echinodermata, Asteroidea, Valvatida, Asterinidae. The coding region runs from base 320 to 2023 and encodes 567 amino acids. The record is from RefSeq and is a predicted model, not a curated record. The transcript has a single exon.